Molecule: messenger RNA, 1514 nt
Organism: Aspergillus caelatus
Lineage: Eukaryota; Fungi; Ascomycota; Eurotiomycetes; Eurotiales; Aspergillaceae
Exons: 1
Coding region: 496-1512 (338 amino acids)
Source: RefSeq, a predicted model, not a curated record
UCCGCCUUUGGCGGUUGAACCUCAACUACUGACCUUUACCGAUUCCUACGCGUCACGCCCGACUUCCCUAAUUACACUUUAUAUCCCAGCGCUGCUGCGUAACGCGCAGGGGUAAAGUGAGUCACGGCGCUUAAUUGCACCACUGUAUAUCACACAGCUUAUCUAAAUUCUCCACUGCUAGGAACAAGUGAUCUGAGCCCCGCAUCUCUUGCGGUCCGGAGACUGGCUGCUGUGAGCGCCCAUCCUGGUAUUUGCCCUGUGAUCAGACUUGAGGCAAUUCAUCUGAUUGCUUGCCAGCCUUGUGGUUUAUUUCCCACAAACUGUCCGUUGAUGACCGGUCAGCUGCGGGCAAAAGAUAUGACGAAAGGAGCUUUAUCCCAUCCGUCUCUUGUUUUAUAGAGACCACAGAAAGACAAGACUUCGAUGAGCACCGGUUGGAUUCUAUCAGAGAUCCACUGCCCGCCUAAGCUUUUUUAGAACGGGUCCAUCAGGCAGAUGAAUCAACUGUCACCACCGGGUCAGAACCGGUGUCAUCUCGAAAAUCUACCCGUGGAGAUUAUUCAGGAGAUCUUCUUCCACUGCCUUGAAUUCAAUCUCCCACGCGCCUCUCUGUAUAUCUCCAGGGUUCUUUCUGAUCCCACGGUCUACACUUGGCUUAUCCGACUCGCCUUCAGCAGCGCGAACGAGAGCUCAAAGAGUGGUUUCUUUACUCCAGACUUUUUACCGCCGCCUCUGAGCUUCUUUGCGCUCUCUGAGCAUCAGAGAAGGGAUCUUCAAAGUGAAAUCCUUGCUUCUCGUUGGUGCACACUACCCUUAAUACGCAAAUGCCAAAGGGAGUACGUGGAACAUGCCAUUCGCCGCAAAUGUCGAGAUCUAGACUUGGUCCCUGAAGAUCACUAUGCUCUAGCCAACAUCAACGGUCGCUUCAGUAACCUAGAAAGUUGCGACAAAGGCUGGGGAGGAUGCCGCAGUAAAGGCGAUUUGAUCCUGAAAGCUCGAGACCGAAACACCGACGUAGAGUACAAAGUCGCAGUAUGGUUUCAUUUUGGGGCGUUACAAGUCCGCAAGCCCAACAAGCUAGUCACCGACCUCGAUCUCUUUCGCCUUCCGUGCUGCUUGCCGGAGCUGCCAGCUCGCAUGCCAAACAAACUGCUCGGCCCACCUUGGACCGACACGAAGCUUGAAUUGCUCCAAUUGCUCUCUAUGGACGCGUACAUCGAUGCAGACGACACCUUCACCCGUUCGCGGCGUAUCCUCCGCCAGGUCAUCCGGGACCGUGAUUUCCCGACCUUCCAGCGACUCGUCAACAUGCACAUCCGCUGCCAGUGCUAUAAAUACCCUGUGCGCUGGCCUGUCCUCCCAAACCACUUCCAGGUAGCAUUGAAGUACGCGGACGAGCAUGACGAUCCAUUCCUCAAACUACUAGUCGAGCAACGAUGGGAUGAUAUCCCUUCAAAUCUGCUGCAUCUCAAAGACCAAUUGAUGUCUAAAGCGGGAGCGAGCCAUAUGUGAUA